Bufo bufo (common toad) is the source of this 2227-nucleotide messenger RNA. Its product is annotated as zinc finger protein OZF-like. NCBI's taxonomy places the organism in Eukaryota, Metazoa, Chordata, Amphibia, Anura, Bufonidae. Gene Ontology annotation, cellular component: nucleus. Bases 31 to 1608 code for a protein of 525 amino acids. The transcript is spliced from 4 exons. The record is from RefSeq and is a predicted model, not a curated record.
AGGUGUCAGGACGUCACCGUCUAUUUCUCCAUGGAGGAGUGGGAGUAUUUAGAAGGACACAAGGAUCUGUACAAGGACAUCAUGAUGGAGGAUCAGUUGCCCCUUACACCAGCAGUUAAGAAAGAGAGAAUAACACUGGAGAGAUGUCCCAGUCCGCUUCUUCUACAGGAUGGUUCGGAAGAACAUCACAAUGUCCCACAGGAUGAUCAGCUUCUGAAUCCAGGAGAAGAUCUGAACAUUAUAUAUGUUACAGAGACAUAUGUGAGGGGUGAUGAGCAGAGUACAGAGGACAUUCCUACAGAUAACUGCCCAGAUGACUGUACCAGGAACUCAGAGAGACAUCUGCUAUCUUCACAUUUUAAAGUAGAUGUUUGUGAUAUCACAUCUGAUCCUUUUCAUCUGAUAUCAUCUGAUCCUUUUCAUCUGAUAUCAUCUAAUCCUUUUCAUCUGAUAUCAUCUAAUCCUUUUCAUCUGAUAUCAUCUGAUCCUUUUAAACAGGUUCAAUCUUCUGAUUCAUCACAGAGUGUAACACAUAAAAGUCACAGAUGGGGUGAACGUCAAACAGCUCACAUAAGGGAGAAGCCAUUUUCAUGUUUAGAAUGUAACAGAUAUUUUAGCUAUGAAUCAGAACUUAUUACACAUCAGAGAAUUCACACAGGGGAAAAGCCAUUUUCAUGUUCAGAAUGUGGUAAAUGUUUUGCCCUUAAAUCAGAUCUUGGUAGACAUAAGAGAAUUCACACAGGGGAGAAACCAUUUUCAUGUUCAGAAUGUGGUAAAUGUUUUAACCAUAAAUCAGAUUGUGUUAAACAUGAGCGAAUCCACACAGGGGAGAGGCCACAUUCAUGUUCAGAUUGUGGGAAAUGUUUUAAUGAUAAAUCGGAUCUUGUUAAACAUGAGCUAAUUCACACAGGUGAGAAGCCAUUUUCAUGUUCAGAAUGUGAAAAAUGUUUUGCUGUAAAAAAAUAUCUCGUGAGACAUCAGAGAAUUCAUACAGGGGAGAAGCCAUAUUCAUGCUCAGAAUGUGGGAAAUGUUUUGGUAUAAAAAAAGAUCUUGUUGGGCAUCAGAGAACUCACACUGGAAAGAAGCCAUAUUCAUGUUCAGAAUGUGGGAAAUUUUUUGCUGUAAAAAAAGAUCUUGCUAAGCAUCAGAGAAUUCACACAGGUGAAAAGCCAUAUUCAUGCUCAGAAUGUGGGAAAUGUUUCACUGUUAAAAAAGAUCUUGUUGGACAUCAUAGAAUUCACACAGGGGAGAAGCCAUAUUCAUGCUCAGAAUGUGGGAAAUGCUUUGCCCUCCAAAGCAAUCUUCUCGUACAUCAACGAAAUCACACAGGAGAGAAACCAUUUUCGUGUUCAGAAUGUGGGAGAUGUUUUAACCACAAAUCAGAUGUUGUUAGACAUCAGAAAAUUCACACAGGGGAGAAGCCAUUUUCCUGUUCAGAAUGUGGAAGAUGUUUUAAUCACAAAUCAGAUCUUGUUAGACAUCAGAGAACUCACACAGGGGAGAAGCCAUUUUCCUGUUCAGAAUGUGGGAAAUGUUUUAACCAUAAAUCAGAUCUUGUUAGACAUCAGAAAAUUCACAAAAGGGAGAAGCCAUUUUCCUGUUCAUAAUGUGGGAGAUAUUUCACUCAGAAGUCAACCCUUGUUGACCAGGAGAGAAGCCAUAUUCAUGCUCAGAAGGUGUGGAAUGUUUUGUAUGUAGUUUGAACGUCAAAUAAUUCACACAAGGGAGAAGCCAUCUCAUGUUUAGAAUGUGGGAGAUGUUUUACUUGGAAAUCAUUUCUUGUUGACAAUCAGAAAAUUCACCCAGGGUAGUAGCCAUUCUCAUUUAUUUAUUUUUUAUUGAAGUACAAGUCAUACAAGAGAAAGGGAAAGCAAUUUACAGCACUGAAUGAUGGUUAAGUCAGUUAAAUGCACAUGGAAUUCUACUAACACUUUUAUAUCAAUCACUGGAAUAGAAUAUUUCAUAUUAAAUUCUAUAAUUGCAUAUAAAUAACAUCAUAUAAGGCAUAUCGAACAUUUAUUCAAGCAGUGAAUUAUUAUCUGGAACACGGUUUGUUUAGUAUUAUAAUGGGCCAAGGCUAGAAUGGCUGCAUCAAAGAAGUCUGCUUUACCUCUACCGCCAGAAAAGUAUAUAGAAGCAGCGAUGAGUGAGCUUCGGAUACUACAUCCGAAGUCACUUCGUUCAAAAUUUUGGAUUAAUACUGUAUGGAGAUCAGUCUCUCUACAG